UCUCAUGCGGUCCGGGUUUAGCACCUAAUAGGCCGCGGGCCCCUAGGUAUCCAUACCUAGGUAGGUAGGAAGAUGUGGGGUUUCAACAGCGUCUGCCGCGUGCUUCCUGAUAUUCACCUCAUUCCAUCACAACAAUCUCCCAUCGACUGUAGAACAUUGAUUGUGCUUCUUGUAUUGCCUGCAUUUUUUUUAACUCAAAAUUGAGUUGUGGUACCUCUAACCGUGGAGAUGGCUUCAUUCUCGAGACUCGUCCGCUUCCUCGCCCGAGACGGCAAGACAUACUAUGGCGAUGCUAUCCUCCCCAGCGGCGUCACUGAUAUAUCAAAGGCGAGACAAGCUCGUAUUGUGACGGGUGACAUCUUUGGGAGACACGAUGUCACAGAAAACGUCGCCGACAUUCGGCUGUUACUGUCCCCCUUGGCUCCCGAACAUGUCAAGACUGUGCGAUGUCUGGGUCUCAACUAUGCGAACCACGCAAAGGAGUCGAAUAUGGCCAUUCCCAAGUUUCCCGUUCUCUUCUACAAACCGGCAACCUCCCUCGCCGGACCAAGUGACCCCAUUCCCGUGCAUCCGGUCGCACAGACCGGCAGCACCUUGGACUACGAGUGCGAGCUGGUCGUCGUCAUCGGCAAGACCGCCGCCAACGUGUCCGAGGAUCAGGCCCUCGACUACGUCCUCGGCUACGCCGUUGGUAACGACGUGUCGCACCGCGAGUGGCAGCUCCAGCGUGGCGGGGGUCAAUGGUCGCUCGGGAAGGGAUUCGACGGCUGGGCACCGUUCGGCCCCGGCAUCGUGACCAGCAAGGUCGUUAGAGACCCGCAAAAUCUAAAGAUCUUUACCAAGGUCAACGGGGAGACCGUUCAGAACAACAACACCAAAGAUAUGAUAUUCGGCAUCAAGAAGAUGAUCUCUUUUCUGAGCCAGGGUACUACCCUGCUGCCUGGGGACGUCAUCUUUACGGGAACCCCUGAGGGUGUAGGCAUGGGCCGUACACCUCAACUGUGGCUGAGGGAUGGAGACGUUGUCGAAGUAGGUCUUGAGAAUGUAGGCUCUUGCAUCAACAAGGUGGAGUUCAGCAAGCUGAAGUCAAAAAUCUGACGGGCCACCAUAUCGUGGUCAGCGUUGCUCAUUUGACACGCCAUAAUUGUUAUUCUUCUCCAUAGCCAACGGCAGACAGGUGGAUGCUAAGGAUUCAGGAACGCCGCAAAUUCACACUGCAUUUGAAUCACGAUUUCUCUCCAUCUAUCUAAUCUCAAGUCAUU
Messenger RNA from Colletotrichum navitas, 1262 nucleotides. Its product is annotated as fumarylacetoacetate hydrolase. The record is from RefSeq and is a predicted model, not a curated record. Gene Ontology annotation, molecular function: acetylpyruvate hydrolase activity. Lineage: Eukaryota; Fungi; Ascomycota; Sordariomycetes; Glomerellales; Glomerellaceae. The transcript is spliced from 6 exons. The coding region runs from base 229 to 1098 and encodes 289 amino acids.